Messenger RNA from Cladocopium goreaui, 6561 nucleotides. Lineage: Eukaryota; Dinophyceae; Suessiales; Symbiodiniaceae. The record is from the annotation of a GenBank genome assembly.
AUGCUGAUGCAGCGAAGACGGGCUACACCAGAAGAACUAGCUCAAGGAGAAGAUGAAAUCCGACGAGCCAACCAACGUAUGGAGGCAGAGCUGGCCAGUGGAGCUGAGCCGCAGUUAGAAAACAAAGAAAGGUCUGAGGCAGAGGUUUUUGAGUCCCCCGGAAAUCCAAAGGAUAAAAGUCUGGGAAGUGAGGAGAAGCCAAAAAGUGCCCCGAAAUCUUUCUUUCCUCCUGGUGCAGAAAAGGCAUCACAGGAGUCAGCUGCGAAGUCGUCAGGUUCAGCGAAGUCAGUUCCUGCCACACCAAGGAAAACUCAGGUAUCGCCAUCAGAACGUUCCGAACUGCAGCAGAACCCUCAGUCUGCCCCAGGUUCAAAUCAAGCGGUUGUUUUGGCAUCCACCGAAGUUGUCAAGACUCCUGAGACCUCUGCGGCAAUGGUGGUAUCGAACGUGCAAGGCAUGUCAAAUGGACCUCAGUAUGCGGAAAAUGAUUCUGGGCGAGCGCAUCAAGUUGUUUCUGUGGAAGCCACACCUGCUGCCCAAUCCAAUGUUUCUUCAGUUCCUCUUUUUGAUGAAAGCCAGAUUCGAAGAUUCCAGGAAAUCUACAACCAAGCACCUUGGCUCUAUCCAGGGAAUCAGCUGUUGGGACCACCCGCAAUGGAGGCUGUGAGACCACCAAAGACCGAAGCUCAGGAUCCACGAAGUUUCAAAGCUGAGGAGGCUGUGAGACCCCCAAAGCAUGAAGCCGAAGAUUCGAGGAGCUCUCAACCAAAGGAGGCUGCAGACCCCCAAAGUCAAAGACCCAAGGAUGAUGGAAGUGGAGCCAAUACCACUUUCACUGAGCGAUCUUUGGAGUUCAUGGCACUCAUGAUGGACUCCAUGAAGGAGAUGCACAAGCGCCUCAACGAGCCAAAGGACGAAGGCGUGAUCAAAGGAGUUGAAACGGUGAGGUCUGGAGCUCCAGAUCUCCCCUUGCUGGCUCCGUGGGAGCCUCAACAAGGACCCUUGAUCCUUGGAGACUGGCUGUUGAUCAUCGAGCCCAUCAUCUCAGACCUCUCAACAUCUGCGAGCGUGUGGUGGAAGACAUCGGUGUCAGCAGCUGAAGCCUGGUACAAGGUGCACAUGGCCCUGUCUCCUCUGGACAGGAUUCAACACAAGGUUGAGACACCUGAAGAAGUGCUUCAACAAAAAUGGGAAAGGUUGGAAAGAAGGGUUGCGACUAUGCUUCUUCAAGCCCUUCCACAAGAAGUUCGUGGUGAAUUGGUGGCUGCCAGAAGGCUCACCACCUUUGGUGUCAUCACGCACUUGCUGGUGACAUACAGCCCUGGCGGAAUCUCUGAGAAACAAAACUUGCUCCGGAACCUUGAAGAUCCUCCGGAGAUCCCAACUGUCCAAGAUGGUCCAGCAGCUCUACGACGUUGGCUUCGCUGGCGACACCGAGCUAAAGAUAUCGGGGCCGUAGCUCCUGAUCCGAGUCUUCAACUUCGAGGACUCUUGAAGAUGUCAAAGAAGACCCUUGAAGCGCACCGAGAACUUCAGUUUCGUGUGAGCCUUGUGAGGAGUGGUUUACAAGUGGACACGGUUCCCAACGACACCAAUGUGGAGCAGUUCUCAUACCACCUCCUUGCUGAAUAUGAGCAGCUCUCGAUCUCUGAAAAGCGCCCUGGGGGAAAUGCAACUACAUCCAAGCAGGAUGCCACAAAAACCAAACAGAAUGAAGUCGAAAAGCCGAAGGCUGCGAAGCUUCGAAAGUUGGAGGAGGAUGCAAGACCGAAAGAAAGAGGAGAGUCCUCACCGCAGAAGCCAAAGGUUCAGAAGGUUGAGGGGGAGGAUACUUCGUCAACAAGCUCAAAGUUGAAAGAAGAUGAAGGGACUGAAGGUCCAACCAUGAAGGAACUUCUGGAACAGGCCAACACUAUGUUGAAGUCCUUGACCACUUCCAAUGCGACUUCCUCCCAAAGCCAAUCUGGUGGGGAAUCAAAAGAGGAGAUGAUGGAUCGUCUUCAACAACAACUGAAUCGAAUGAAGCUGAAAGGCCUCAAGAUCAACCAGAUCAACUACGGCAGCCAACAGGGAUUGGUUGACUCAGGUGCCACACACCCAUUGCAUCCAAUGCGUCUGGGUGAAUCCAAGAACGACUACAAGAAGGUCUCUGUGACCCUUGCCAACGGUGAGAGCACUGCCCUUCAAGUUACUCCAGGUGGUGUGAUGGUCUCCGAGCGCAAAGAUGUCGAGCCUAUCAUCCCCAUGGGUAUGCUGGUGCAAAAGCUUGGAUGCAGGGUUGAUUGGAACCAAGGAACACUUCAAAUCCAUCAUCCUGAUCGUGGACUUCUACCAGUACAACCUCAAGAGGGGUGCCCUCAAAUCCCAAGAGCUCUUGCUCUUGAACUCAUAGAUGAGCUGGAGACGAAAGCACUCCAGUCCAAGCCUGAAGAAAAGAAGUUUGAGAAGGAAAAGAUUUGGAUGCAAGCUCUGGUCGAAGCUCACCCUGUCCUUCGACAACUACCAGCGGAAAUCAAGAAAAGCUUGGUGGUGGAUGUUGGAUCCUGGCGUGAUCUCCCUGUCAACCGACGUCAACGACGAAGACUUCAACGGGAUGGCUUCAUUGCUCAUCUCUAUGCAGGGGAGUCUGAAGGGUUCACAUUGACAAGAGCCUACCAGCAACAGGGUGGGAAUCCAGCUGACAUCCUCGAGGUGGACAUCAAACGUGGGGAGAAUCACAAUCUCCUCAUGGACUCUGGAGUUUACAGCGGUUUGCUGUGCGCUGUGAUGAGCGAUAAGGUCGAGGCCUUCAUCGCUGGACCCAACUGCAGAACAAGGUCAGUUUUGAGGCACUAUCCAAAAGAAAAUGCUCCGCGACCAGUCAGGGCGUGGGGAGGUGAAGAAUUUGGCCUCAAAGAUCUCUCUGAACAAGAGCGCUUGCAGGUGUUGGAGGACGACAUCUUGAUGUGGAGGUCUUCUGCUCAGCUCUCAAGAUGGGCUCCGGGCACAAUGAACAUGGUGGCCGAGUCCUUGAUGCUGCAGGUGAAGUGCCAGCCUCUGAAGAUGUGCCCUCUCAGCUGGGAUGAGCACAUAGCACAUGGCCAUACGCCAUAUCGGCGAGACUGCCUGGUUUGCCAACAAACCAUGCAACAACAACACCCACAUCGAAAAGUACCAUAUCCAGUCGGAGGAGUUCUCUCGCUGGAUGUUGCAGGUCCUUUGAUUCCUGCCAAGGACUUGGGUGGCUUGCGAGCUCGAUGGAUGCUGGUUGGAACUCUGACAUGGGCCGUGCCAGCCGGGUCAAACAAGCUCCAAGAUGCUCAUGUUCCACAAGCUGACGGAGAUGAACCUCACUUUGAGGUUCACCCUGAAGAAGAAGAAGGAAAAGAAGGGGCCCAAGCCCUAGAAGAUAAAAGAGAAGAACGAAGUGAGGCUGAAGAAGAAGAAGGAGAAAAGGUAGAAGUUUGGGGUGAAGAAGAUGGGGAAAAGAAAGAGUAUGAGCUCUCUCAAAAACCUCAUCCAGUGCCGCCAUAUCUGCUACCACCUUCACAACCGAAAGAUGGAGAAAAAGAACUUCAACCAGGUGGCUUUGACACCAAGAUCUUCCGCCUGGCCUCUCCGAUGAUCACCAAGACCGCAAGGGAGGUGACAAGAACCACAAUGGACAUGCUCCUCAGGCUUCGCAUGGAUGGUUUCCACAUCGGUCGCAUCCAUAGCGACAGGGGAAGGGAGUUUGCCGGCCAGUUCAAAAAAUGGGCUAACUCGCGGGGCAUAGCUUUGUCUCGCACCUCGGGCGAUGAUCCCAGAGCAAAUGGCCGAGUUGAAGUAGCCAUCAAGACCCUCAAAACUCAGGUGAGGCGAUUGCUGAAAGCUGCUGACGUUGGCAGUGAACUCUGGCCCCUUGCAGCUCGAUAUGCUGAUGCCCUGAACCGAAGCUGGAGGAUUGGAGAAGAGCCGAAGUUUCCACCUUUUUUGCAAGAGGUUUUGGUGAGGAGAAGAACAUGGAGAAAGGGUGUUUUUGAGCCCACGACGGAAACGGUUCAAUACCUUUUUCCAGCAACAGAAGAACACGGCCACUGGAUCCUUCCGAAGGAUGAGCCGCCACGAAUGGUAUUGGCCGAUGAUGAGGAUCCAAUCCUGAUCAAACCUCCUGCUCUCCUGGUCGAGAAGAAGUACCUGAGAAGAGAUGUCUACUACCUGCCUGAAAAAGCGAUCUAUGGGUUGCGACGGUCUCCAAGACUGUGGGGCCUCACCAGGGAUGAGACCAUCUCUGACUUCUCAAUCCAGGGGGAGCACAAUGGAAAGCACAUGGAGUUCAUGCUGGAGCCUUUGCAGUCCGAACCCAACUUGUGGAAACUGCGAAAUGCCCUUGAACCAGAAGACACCACUCUGUAUGGUCUUUUGAUGACGUACGUGGAUGACCUGAUGCUGGCAUCAUCUCCAAACUUACUCCAAGCCAUGCAGGCCAAGAUCCAAUCGACAUGGACCACUUCAACACCAGAGUUUGUCGGCCCGGAACCUGUCAGAUUUCAGGGAAUGGGGAUCUCAAAAGAAUGGAAAGAGGAGUUUCAAAGAGAUGUUUGGAUGGUGACGCAGCAGUCCUACACCAAAGACCUCACACAAAAGGAUCCUGAAGUCAAGCCAAAACGGAUCCCUUUGACCAGAGAUCAAUCAGCCAUGGAACCAAAUGAGGCUGAGAUCACACCUGAGCUGAUCCGCUCCUGCCAAAAAGCUGUUGGCGAAGUCUUGUGGCUGACAACCCGGGCACGGCCAGACAUCAUGUACGCUGUAAGCCGCAUGGGCUCAUCAUCCACGAGGGCACCACAUGCCGUUUUGGCAGCCGCACUCCAGCUCAAAGGCUACCUGAUGGCCACUUCAGAUGAAGGGUUGAUGUUCAAUGUGAGAGAAGGUGAAAGCCCCGUUUUGACGGUGUACACUGAUGCAGGUUUUGCGCCGGAUGCACAGGAGAGCCAUGGAUCAUUUGUGGUCCUGCUGGGCACAACUCCAAUUUUCUGGAGGUCGGGCCGCCAGAGCUACAUCACGCUCUCAACUGCUGAAGCAGAGCUCACUGAGAUCGUGGAGGGCAUGAUAGCUGGUGAAUCGAUCUACGUGAUCCUGGCAGAGCUCUUCCCUGUGGUCCACAAGCUUCUCAAAACUGACAGCCAGUCAGCACUUGCCAUCUUGUCCAACGAUGGUGGUAACUGGCGAACCCGCCAUUUGAGGCUGAGGUGCUCCUUCGCAAGGCAGUCGAUCCUUGCGGGUGAAUGGGUCAUUCAGCAUGUGGCUGGUGAGUUCAUGAUUGCCGACAUCGGCACCAAGCCACUCACAGCGGCACGACUUGAGUUCCUCAAAAAGUUGAUGGGGAUGGGAAAACUGGUAAUCAAAGAUGAAGUGAAAAGUAUGGAAGUUGAAGAAAAGAAAGAAGGAGAAAAGCAGGACGGUCUUUUGACCACCAAGGAAAAGACCAAAGUCGCGGAGGCAGCCCAAGUUUUGAGGCUGAUCACUCUUGCAGCGUCAAUUGCUGCAGUCAAAGCGGAAGAGGGGGAGAAGGAGCACGAAGAGACCUAUCCUUUUGAGGUCAUCAUUGCCUACACCUUGGGAAUCAUCAUUUUGACGUUGGUGGCGCAGCGAAUCUGGAAUGCAGCAGUACGAGGGGUCAUCGUCGUACGACAGUAUGUUUUGGCCAACCUUGGAAGACUCUCCAUGAACGCUGUGCGAAAGGAGGAAGAGAUCCCCGAAGGAGAUCAAUCUGAAUCGCUCCCGGCAUCAAAUGAAAGCCGGUCCACCGACUCAAAUGAUGGUGAUCAAGUACCACCUCAAGCUCCGCUUCCAAUUCCUGAAGAUCCGCCCUCAACAUCAGAAGCUCCGCGACCAGAACAGGCGAUCAAUGUGGUUUUACAAUCAGAAGCUACCCAGACUGGAAUUCUUCCUGGGUAUAUUGCGAACGUGGCCCAGACUGGAAUAUUUCCUGGGCCUGAGUCCGAAGUGAUCCAGACUGGAAUAAUUCCUGGAUCCGACUCACGAAUGACCCAGACUGGAACAUUUCCUGGGUUUAACGAUCGCGAUGCCCAGACUGGAACGAUUCCUGGGCAUGAGACAUCGGCACUUUUUCAAAGUCAAGAAGAACGAGCCGCUGCUCUCGAGAUGCUUCGUCAACAUGAUGCGACGAUGGUUAACUAUGAAGCUGAGUGGAAUCAGACUCUUAGAGAAGAAGAUCGAGUUCGUGAUGAGCUCACCAAUGCUCAGCCGGGACAUCCCAUUUUGGGACCUAUGAAUGCUCCACAAGCUGAACCAGCGCUACCACUCCUGCCCUUCGAAGUGAUCACUACGCGGUAUGGAACCGUGUAUCACAAUCGGUUGGACUGCCGGUAUCUCACUGCGCCAAUGACUGGACAUGCACGACUCCAUCGGUGGUGCACCAAGUGUCGAGCCGAAGCAGCCCAGACUGGAAGAAUUCCUGGGCAUGGAUUUGCAGUGCUGAUCAGCGGCCGAGAGAUCGAUUUUCAUACUGAUGUGACAUGUGAAGAAGCUGAAAGAGCUUCCACUUUUGCACUCUGCACUGCAUGCCUUGAAGGUACUUGA